Molecule: messenger RNA, 222 nt
Organism: Adineta steineri
Lineage: Eukaryota; Metazoa; Rotifera; Eurotatoria; Adinetida; Adinetidae
Source: the annotation of a GenBank genome assembly
AUGUUAAUUCGGUCAAUCCGGCCGACGGAUUUUGCGCCGAAAAAUGCCGGAUUUGUCCGGUUCACAGCAGGUUUUAAUGGGAUCUUUACAGAUUUUGGUGAAACCGAUUGGUUCUGGGCAUCGAAUAUCGGUGGUGUAGUGUCCGAUGAUUUCCGUACCGGACUACAGCCGAAUUAUGCGGAUUUCAAAGGAAUUGUUUUAGGUGGUGAUGUCCGGUGUUGA